AUGCAAGACCAUACACUUUUGACCAUUUCAGAAGCUAAAAAGGUCACCUGCGCUGUUCUCAUCGCCGCUGCCUCUGUCAGCACCGCCGUGGCCACCGUGGAGGUUGCUGCCCCCGCCCCUGGCCCUAGCAGUGGAGCCUCAGCUGCCUUGCCACUUGUUGGCUCCUUGGUUGGUGCCUCUGUCUUCUCUUUCUUUGCCUUGUUCCACUAA
This is a messenger RNA of Sphenostylis stenocarpa, 210 nucleotides long. Lineage: Eukaryota; Viridiplantae; Streptophyta; Magnoliopsida; Fabales; Fabaceae. The record is from the annotation of a GenBank genome assembly.